This is a messenger RNA of Malassezia restricta, 1455 nucleotides long. RefSeq lists its product as uncharacterized. The transcript has a single exon. Lineage: Eukaryota; Fungi; Basidiomycota; Malasseziomycetes; Malasseziales; Malasseziaceae. Bases 1 to 1455 code for a protein of 484 amino acids. The record is from RefSeq and is a predicted model, not a curated record.
AUGGCCGAUCGGUGGCGCCACUCACUCGGCUCGCUGGAGCGCCGCACACGCCCUCUUUCCUACCGACAGACGCCGCGCAUAGAGCCAUGCCGCAGUAGUAGUAGUGAUACCAGUCUACACAAACGCUCCUCGGAGGAGGAAGCUUCGCCCGCAGUCAAACGCGCGCGCUUUACACCCAAGCCUCCCAUCCCGCGCCGCCCUCUGCACGCGCUGCCGCCUGCACCACGCAGUCCAUCGUCGCCAUUCUUCGCCAUACCCCGCAAGCCCGGUGGCUCUUGGCCGCGGCCCACACCAUCGUCGCCACCAACGAUUCUCGUGUCACCCCCCGACAGCGACAUGGCCGCGAUCAUGGCGCGCUGCGCUCGGCCCUCGACGGAUGCCACCUGGCAGCGCGCGUUUAUACGUACCCUUCUCACACGCGAUCAACUGGCCUUUGACAAACUCGCUUGGCAGCUUGAUCUCGUCUUUGCCAAGCUGGCCGCCACCCUCAACUGCGACGUGGCGGGCCUGGCCAAACACGCCGCGCGUCAGACCAUCGAGCUGCUGACGCGCGCAUGGCGUCCUGCUACGCCAGAAGAUUAUGCGCUCUCACCGCCUAGCUUCCGGCUCCCGCGCAUGACCCACGAGCUGAUCCCACGUACCCCCGCCACCAGCAAAGCUCACGCUCUGUGGAGCCAACAAGUCUCAGCCACCGUCGGAGCUGAUAUGGCGGAACGACUCAGCUUGCACAUCGCUCACACGGUGUGGUACAUGGCUGUUCGCGACGCUCGUCGUCCUUACACACGCCCGGCUAUCAUGGCUCAGUACUGCGCACACAUUCUCGCGUAUCUACGCCGCUGGACCGCACACGAACACCUACACCCCCUUCAUCUCUUACCGACGGCCCACUUGCAGACGCUCGAGUCGCAGCACAGUGCGUGCGCAUCAACCAUCUUGCAUGACGUAUUCCAACGCAAUUUACACCAACAACUCACCGACUUCCAGAAGCAACGACAUACCAGCCAGCCGUUCCUUCAAGUACCCGGCGUCGACGCAUCAUCGUCCCACGGACCCUGUCUCCUCACCGACGUCCAGGGACCCGACUUGAUCGAUGCUGCCCGCUUUGUCGGCGAAUUAGCCCGUUUACACGUAGUGGCGACGCCAGCUACUGUCGAACAAUGGCUUCAGGCCCUGUUUUUACACGAAAUCCCGUGGGUCCAAGUACCCAUGCACGAACUCGAGGCCGGAUGUGCCUUGCUGCUACUAACAGGGUCACUGUCACAGCUCGACAUGUCUGCAUGUACACUUCACGAGCAUUCUACUCGUGGCUCCAUUCAUCAUCAAUGUCUCUGCAAAUUGGAAGAGCUGGCUCGCUCGCGAUGGGUCCCUGCCUCUUCGAAAAAAUGGAUCCAGGUACGUGGAGAACAACUCACCUCGCAGGAGGUCAUUGCGUACGGCCGCCGUGGCUGGACAUAG